Messenger RNA from Lucilia sericata (common green bottle fly), 685 nucleotides. RefSeq names its product protein PET100 homolog, mitochondrial. The transcript is spliced from 2 exons. NCBI's taxonomy places the organism in Eukaryota, Metazoa, Arthropoda, Insecta, Diptera, Calliphoridae. Gene Ontology annotation, biological process: mitochondrial respiratory chain complex IV assembly. Gene Ontology annotation, cellular component: mitochondrion; mitochondrial inner membrane. The coding region runs from base 128 to 376 and encodes 82 amino acids. The record is from RefSeq and is a predicted model, not a curated record.
AACAACACCGCCGUUAAUGUUUGUCGGCACAGAGCUCUAGUUUGUGUUUGCUGCUGUUAUUGUACAAAACAAUCAGCUGUGUUUAUUUAUCGAACGAAAAGCAUAUAUAAACAUUAAAUUUCUCGCCAUGGGCAACUGGACUUUGGAAAUCUUUAAAAUGGGCAUGUACAUGACAUUUCCCGUAGCGAUGUUUCACAUUUUCAAUCAACCGGCCUACUUCGAAGAAUGGGUGACCAAAAAGAAACGUGAACUUUAUCCACCCGAGAAUUUGGGACAUCGCGAAGCCAUACAACAGGCCAUACGUGAUCAUCGCGAAAAACAAGAUUUGCAAAUAAUGAAAGCACUCGAAGAUAUGGAGAAAAAACAAAAAGUAUGAAAAAUAGUGUAAAGCUAGUCGUAUGCCUUCCAGCAUUCGGCAAAUGUUUGCUUUGUUGCGGGGAAGGAAAUUUAUUAUGUAAGAAUGUGUUGUAAUUUUUAAAAUUCUAUUAAUUUAAUAAUAUUAAAAUAAAUUAUUAUUUUUUUAGAGAAAGAAAAUAAGAAUUAAGCAAAUUUUGGUUGUUAAUUAAUGCGAGAAAUUCGGAAAACAAGCCGAAGGAAAUAGGGUUGCCGAGUUUUUAAUUUUAUUUUUAAGGAAAUUUUAAAGGUAAAUUUUUAAACUUUGAAUAAAUUAGAAAAUUUGAAAGUA